Molecule: messenger RNA, 2885 nt
Organism: Megalops cyprinoides (Indo-Pacific tarpon)
Lineage: Eukaryota; Metazoa; Chordata; Actinopteri; Elopiformes; Megalopidae
Gene: cpt2
Product: carnitine palmitoyltransferase 2
Exons: 5
Coding region: 219-2234 (671 amino acids)
Biological process (GO): fatty acid beta-oxidation
Cellular component (GO): mitochondrion
Molecular function (GO): carnitine O-palmitoyltransferase activity
Source: RefSeq, a predicted model, not a curated record
GACUGAAAGACGGUUGCUGGAGUGUCUUAGUAGAGACCUUUGUGGCAACCUGCUGUUUCUACGUUAGGUUUGUAUAGUAUUACUUCAUCCAACGAAAGGGGUAGCUAGUUAAAUAGAUUUCCUGUUUUGGCCCAAAGUUUGUUGCUAAUAACCUAGUUCGCGUUAAUUUCAUUAUUCAUAUAAAGUAGGUGGUUAGUGGCUAAUACAGAGAUACCGUCAUGGCAUAUAUGCUUUCUGGUCGGUUUAGUUUGUUACUUAAAGAUUCUAGGAGUCUGGUGUGUUUAAGCAGUACGGUUGCAUCCUCCGGACAAUCUAAUAGCAACCGGAGCUACAGCACUAAAGACGGCCCUGAUUCUGAGUAUUUGCACAAAAGCAUUGUACCAACAAUGCACUAUCAGAAGAGUUUACCACGGCUACCAGUUCCAAAGCUGGAAGACACAAUUAGGCGAUACUUGGCUGCCCAGAAGCCACUCUUAAACGAUGAAGAGUACAGUAAAACAGAGAAAUUGGCUCACGACUUCCAGAGUGGGGUGGGGAAAGAGCUGCAUGAGGAGCUAGUGGCUCAGGACAAGAACAACAAACACACAAGCUACAUCUCUGCACCGUGGUUCGACAUGUACCUCUCUGCUCGGGAUUCAGUGGUGUUGAACUUCAAUCCCUUCAUGUCUUUCAACCCUGAUCCCAAGCCUGAGUACAAUGACCAGCUAGUGCGGGCCACUAACAUGGUUUGCUCGGCUGUUCGCUUCAUGAAGACGCUGCGUGCUGGACUCCUGGAGCCGGAGGUUUUCCACUUGAAUCCUGCCAAAAGUGACACAGACAGCUUCAAAAAGCUCAUCCGAUGGGUGCCACCGGCACUGUCCUGGUAUGGGGCUUACAUGGUGAACGCCUACCCCUUGGAUAUGUCCCAGUACUUUCGGCUCUUCAACUCAACCCGCAUCCCCAGGCCUGGCCGGGAUGAGCUCUUCACUGACCAGAAGGGUCGCCACCUGCUGGUGAUGAGAAAGGGCAACAUGUACGUGUUUGAUGUGAUUGACCGUGACGGGAAUCUGGUGAAGCCGGCAGAGAUCCAGUCCCACUUAAAGUUCAUCCUAUCUGAUCCCACUCCAGCGCCCGCCUUCCCGCUGGGGUUCCUGACGAGUGAGAACCGGGAUGUGUGGGCAGGUCUUCGAGAGAAGCUGCUGGGUGCAGGGAAUGGAGACGUAUUAAGUCUAGUGGACAGUGCGCUGUUCUGCCUCUGUCUGGACGAUGAAUCCAUGCGCGACCACAUCCAUAUCUCUCACAACAUGUUGCAUGGUGAUGGCUGCAACCGCUGGUAUGACAAAUCUUUCAGCAUCAUCCUGGCCAAAGAUGGACAAGCAGCUAUCAACUUUGAGCAUUCUUGGGGGGAUGGCGUUGCUGUCCUCCGCUUUCAGAAUGAAAUCUUCAAGGACACUACAGAGCGGCCCCUCAUCAGCCCGGGCUCUCCGGCAGCUGCCGUUGAUUCUGCCUCUUCGGUGCGCCGGCUUGAAUUCAAACUGGACAGCGAGUUGGAAACUGGAAUUAGCAAAGCCAAAGAGAACUUCCAGGCAGCCAUCUCCAAGCUGACCAUCGAUGCCAUGGAGUUUAAGAAAGGGGGAAAGGAGAUACUGAAGAAGAAGAAGCUGAGCCCAGAUGCGAUGGCGCAGCUAGCCUUCCAGAUGGGCUAUCUGCGGCAGUACGGGCAGACAGUCGCUACCUACGAGUCCUGCAGCACCGCUGCCUUCCGCCACGGCCGCACUGAGACCAUCCGCCCAGCCAGUAUCCACACAAAGCGCUGUGCCCAUGCUUUUGUUCGCCAGCCCAGUCAGCACACUGUGGACCAGCUGCAGGGCAUGCUGCAUGACUGCUCCAAAUAUCACGGCCAGCUCACUAAAGAGGCUGCCAUGGGUCAGGGGUUUGACCGUCACCUGUUCGCCAUGCGAUACCUGGCCAAUUCCAAGGGAGUGCCUCUGGCUAGUCUGUAUCAGGACCCCGCUUAUGUGGCCAUCAACCACAACAUCCUCUCCACCAGCACCCUGACCAGCCCCGCUGUCAGCCUUGGCGGGUUUGCACCAGUAGUGCCUGACGGGUUCGGAGUGGGCUAUGGAGUCCACGAUGAAUGGAUUGGGUGCAACGUCUCAAGCUAUCCAGCCCGCAAUGUCCAUGAAUUCCUGCAGUGUGUCCACAAGUCCCUGGAGGACAUCUUCAGUGUCUUGGAGGGCAAAGCCCUCAGCUAGGGACUGUGCAGACAUUCUAACAGCAGCCACACCCACUGCAGAGAAGUAAAUGUAAGGCCAUAGGGAAGUAUAUGUGGUCAGUCCUAGCCAUUCUCCACAAGCUCUAAGGUAGUACCACACAUGGUCAUUUAGAAAUGGGAAGACAUACAUAACCAGAUCACGGUUAUGACAAACAUUUUGCAAGAUUUGGCAUUAAUUAUAUGUAGCAGAUUCAGUGCAAGCUUGGAUAAUUAGAAGUAUAAAAUCUCAGGUAAAAACUGUUCUCCUUCACUGGGUAUGUUGUUGUACAAUAAAUACGAAUACAUAAUAUUUUCAAUGUUAGACUGUGAAAGUAUACUUACUAUUCACUCUCUUCAGGAUUCUUUUUGUCAAGCUGUGGACAUCUUGAGGAUUAUUUAUUUUGGUAAUAAGAUUAGUGAUUGAAGGAUUCCAUUUUUAUGUCCUCCCUUGUCAAUGGAACUCAGUGUUUUCAGUAAAACUAAUUUAAGGCCUGUUUUUCAAAUGAGUUAAGCUGUGAGAGUAAGAUGAGUGUAUAUUAAGAACCACAGAUGUGGAAAAUAUUAAGAUAGCACUUCAGUACUUUUGCUAUUAAAUAUGGGAUGCAUAGUUUCCUCCUGUGCCUUAAAGAGAUCAUUGUUCACCAAUAGCUGA